CUUCCGGGGUCGGAGGACGACGGCAGCCGGGGGUGACAUUAAACAUGGCGGCUUCCUUGAUGGCGUUGGGUCGUGUUUAUGUUAGGGGUGUCGUAGUGUGUCAGGGCUGGGGUGGUGGCACACUGGGCUGUACGAGUGUCGCCCGCAGUGUGGGAUGUGUGAGCACCCAGAGCUGGAGACAUCACAGCGCGCUGUCCCAGUCCGGAGAGAAGGUCACCCACACCGGACAGGUAUAUGAGAAUAAUGACUACAGGAGAGUAAGAUUUGUUGGGAAACAGAAGGAGGUGAAUGAGCAAUUUGCUAUUGAGCUGAUUGCAGAACAACCUGUUAAUGAAUCAGAAAAACGAAUUGUAUCCUGUGAUGGAGGAGGUGGAGCUCUGGGUCAUCCUAAAGUUUAUAUCAACUUGGACAAAGAAACAAAAUCUGGAACUUGUGGAUAUUGUGGGCUUCAGUUUAAACAGAAGCAUCAUCACUAAAAUUUGCAUUAUAAAUGACCUAUGUAACAUUAUUAAAAGUAUAUAAUAAUUUAAA
Molecule: messenger RNA, 531 nt
Organism: Nanorana parkeri
Lineage: Eukaryota; Metazoa; Chordata; Amphibia; Anura; Dicroglossidae
Gene: NDUFS6
Product: NADH:ubiquinone oxidoreductase subunit S6
Exons: 4
Coding region: 45-476 (143 amino acids)
Biological process (GO): mitochondrial electron transport, NADH to ubiquinone
Source: RefSeq, a predicted model, not a curated record